Messenger RNA from Brugia pahangi, 534 nucleotides. The record is from the annotation of a GenBank genome assembly. Lineage: Eukaryota; Metazoa; Nematoda; Chromadorea; Rhabditida; Onchocercidae.
AUGUUACUGAAUGUAUUAUAUUGUUUCCUCUCACAACUGAUUAUAUUAAUAUUAUUCAUUAAUGAAACUAAUGGCAAUACUAUCGAUGCUAAUACUGCUAUAAGUAAUGAUGACGAUGCAUUCUUUCGCCAUAUUUUCAAAUUUUUAUAUGAAAAUGAACAUUUAUUUCAAUCAAACUGCACCAGUGAAUUGCAACGAUUGUUAACAACUUCUGUAUUCACCAAUACAACUCCUAUUGCAAUUGCUGAUAUUACUCUUACCAACAUUACCAAUACCAAUACCACAAUAAAUAACACCAAUAAUACUAUCAAAUAUCAUAAGAAGGAAGUAUGGAAUAAACUACAUGGAAGAAUUCAUGCAGAUCGUUGGGAUAGAAGCAGUAGUAGUAGCACAACCGAUGCGACAUUUCAGCCAAUAUCUGAAAUAUGGAAUAGACGUAGUGGAAAACGGAAAGAAACUCAGUUUAAAAGAAAUUUUCAUGGUAAGAUCAUUAACAAUCAAAAAUCUACCCGUAGUUAUAGAGUGAAUAAAUAA